CAGUUAUGCCAUAUAACAGCGCCCAUCACUGUGUCGUGGAAGUGGAAAACUUCUUGUUUGUGCUGGGAGGAGAAGACCAAUGGAACCCGAAUGGGAAACACAGUACAAACUUUGUUAGCCGAUACGAUCCCAGGUUUAACAGCUGGAUACAACUUCCACCCAUGCAAGAGAGGAGAGCCAGUUUCUACGCCUGUCGCCUUGACAAGAACUUGUAUGUAAUCGGUGGGAGAAACGAAACUGGCUACUUGUCCAGCGUGGAGUGCUACAAUCUGGAGACAAACGAGUGGCGUUACGUGUCUUCCUUACCGCAACCUUUGGCAGCCCACGCAGGAGCUGUUCACAAUGGCAAGAUAUAUAUUUCAGGAGGUGUUCACAAUGGAGAAUAUGUCCCUUGGCUGUACUGCUAUGACCCUGUGAUGGACGUCUGGGCCCGAAAACAGGACAUGAACACAAAGCGAGCAAUCCACACGUUGGCUGUAAUGAAUGACCGACUGUAUGCAAUUGGAGGGAACCAUUUGAAAGGCUUCUCCCAUCUCGACGUAAUGCUUGUGGAGUGCUACGAUCCAAAAGGCGACCAGUGGAAUAUCCUCCAGACUCCUAUUUUGGAGGGUCGCAGUGGCCCUGGCUGCGCAGUCCUUGACGACAGUAUUUACCUUGUAGGAGGCUACAGCUGGAGUAUGGGAGCCUACAAAUCUUCUACUAUUUGCUAUAGUCCUGAGAAAGGGACCUGGACAGAACUAGAAGGAGACGUUGCCGAGCCGCUCGCAGGACCCGCGUGUUCGACUGUCAUAUUGCCAGCCUGCGUACCGUACAACAAGUGACAGUCGGGGAGCGCUGGCACGAACACUGAUUGCAUCUGGGAAAAUAAUGACGGGUGACAAAUAUUUUUAUUAGAACAGGAUUCCUGUUAAAAGAAAACUACCAUAAUCAUAAUUGACCCUUUAUUCCCCUUUUAUGCUUUAGGAGCAAACUAAACAAAACCCAAGUGUUGUCCCAUCUCAGAUAGAUGCCGGUGUCUUACGAAGCAAGUCGCUAAAACACACCGAACAUUACAUGCUGACAGACUGCCAUUUCAGACUGAUUUUAACUUUUUUCCUGCUGCAGAGAUGUUCCUCACGUCAAAUUUAACUUUUUAAAAAACAAAUAAAAAAUGAAGGCUAAAUGUUCAAAUGCAGCCUGAAGAGACAAGAUCAGUAUUGUGCAUUGUAUCUACCUGCAUGUGAUCUGUGUUGAAGUCAUGAGGAUGUUGUUUCCAUGAAUGCUUCAGAAUUCAGAUAGUGAAAAGCUCACACUGCAUUGCAGAAUUGUCUCCUCCUCUGUAAUCCCAACCUACAGCUACUUCACAUGCUCUGCGAGCAGCACAGCAUCAGAAGAUUAUGAAAGGUAAAGAAGUAUCAUUCAGUUUUUGCACAGCUUGGCAUCUAAUACGCUCUGCCUUCGAAGUCCCCGUGUGCAAGCGCAGCGGAAAGCAGACUACAAAGAAAGCCAUGCUUUACAGAGCACUUCUUGCAGCGGCAGCUUAGGGAUUAGGAUCAAAUUCUUCUAAUCGCACUUGUGUAAAGUCGGAGUCGUUUCACUGAAAUCCCGCGGAACGACUGAUUUUACAUGAGCAAACCAGAGAUUUGGUCCUACGCCAUAAAAUCCUGGGUUCGUAAAGCAAGUUAUUGCUAUGGCCACUUAAUGAGGCACCAGAACCCUUACUUACUUUUCACUAACCUGUGAGGUAGGAGCAUCCGUGCUAGUUGCUUCCAAAGACAAGGCGACUGCAUUUAACUCAACAGGUAUUGCUUUGGACUCUUAA
Messenger RNA from Eurypyga helias (sunbittern), 1801 nucleotides. RefSeq names its product kelch-like family member 14 (gene KLHL14). NCBI's taxonomy places the organism in Eukaryota, Metazoa, Chordata, Aves, Eurypygiformes, Eurypygidae. Bases 6 to 821 code for a protein of 271 amino acids. The transcript is spliced from 6 exons. The record is from RefSeq and is a predicted model, not a curated record. Gene Ontology annotation, molecular function: protein binding.